AUGGAUCCUCUAGAAAGAGCCCAAGUCCUUCUCUUGCUAGCCAAAGCCACAACUACUCUCUUUGCUUUGAGGCUAAGAUGCAAGGGUGUGAAUCCAGAUGAUCAUCCUGUCAGAAGGGAGUUUGAAAGAUUGAGCUUGUACCAAGAAAAAUUGCAACAGUGCAUGGACUUGAACAAAGCACCAUUACGUCCGUCAGUCACCAUUAAUCCUAAGGCGGCAGCCCGUUUUAUCGAGCAUUCCCUACCUGAUCUUUCCUCUGAGCAGAGGCAAAGCAUGCGGAAAAUUAGUCAGGGGGUAGAUCAAAGAAUCAACUAUUUGGACAAAAAUCUACAGAAGAAGAGAAAAUUCCAAUCGUCUGAGAGGCAAUCGGUCCGUACUGCGGCUCAGGAGUUUCUUGAGAAAGCAGCUCGUGAGCUACUCGGGAAUAAUAAAAAUGGUGUUAAAGGACCUUUUCAACCUGAGGAUUCGGAUGAUGAUGUCAUAAUUCUGGACUAA
Striga hermonthica is the source of this 495-nucleotide messenger RNA. NCBI's taxonomy places the organism in Eukaryota, Viridiplantae, Streptophyta, Magnoliopsida, Lamiales, Orobanchaceae. The record is from the annotation of a GenBank genome assembly.